AGCAACUGUUGCACACUAUUAAAAGUCAUCGAUUGAGUUGAUUUACUUUUAGUCAGUUGACAACUUUUUGGUAUGAAACAUUAGAUGAACCAAGAGAACAGUAGAAAGGAGAAAUGAUACUUGCAAUAGUUUUGUUAGUGGAAUUGAUUUUCAUUUCUGCCAAUGGUCAACUGUUGUGCUACACCUGUGAUGACUGUGAAUCAGACAGUGUGGCCUCGGUGGAACCAUGUGGCUUCGCGGCAUCGGUCUCAACCACACACUGGCCAGGCCAACCCGGUCAAUGGAAUCCGUGGGAUCCGGCGCUGACUCCCCCGUACCAUCCUAGCACCAUUUACCCACCGGGAAGUGGCAUCACGAGUCAGAACUACUGCUAUAUGACCCAGUGGAACUCGCCCUGCUACCAGUACCUUCCUUGUGACCCGAAUUACCCCGUAGUGCCAUGCUAUCCUCACUACCCGAUGCCCCAGUGUGACUCUUUCAACCCUACGUACCCGUGCUUUGUGUCUACUGGAUCUGUUGGGGAAGGAGGAGGCGGAAGUUGGGAUCUGGCUACGCCACCUGUAACGUCCUUACCUUGGUGGCCAGCGGCCAAACAAGCGAAAGUGACUUCACCGACGGAAGUACCCUCAACUCAACAGUACGGUUGUCUAUCGUCGAGAUCCAUAGUCAAUAAUCGUGAUGUGGUUCGUAGGGGAUGUGCCAGAUUAGAGUCCAGUAAAGAUGAAACAUGCAACAAGGCCACCGGAGGAAAGCAUCAAAAGUGUGCUGUCUGUACGACUCAGCUAUGUAAUUCGGAAACGUUCUAGAAAAACCCUUUGAAAAAAAAAUGAAACGCAGACAAAUAUACCGAGCAAAUUUAA
Culex pipiens pallens (northern house mosquito) is the source of this 860-nucleotide messenger RNA. RefSeq lists its product as uncharacterized. Lineage: Eukaryota; Metazoa; Arthropoda; Insecta; Diptera; Culicidae. Bases 114 to 806 code for a protein of 230 amino acids. The record is from RefSeq and is a predicted model, not a curated record. The transcript has 3 exons.